Messenger RNA from Papilio machaon (common yellow swallowtail), 1098 nucleotides. RefSeq lists its product as uncharacterized. Bases 114 to 989 code for a protein of 291 amino acids. The record is from RefSeq and is a predicted model, not a curated record. Lineage: Eukaryota; Metazoa; Arthropoda; Insecta; Lepidoptera; Papilionidae. The transcript is spliced from 2 exons.
ACACUUUUCAUUGCGGCAUUGAGUUGACAACUUUUCUUUUCGCUUUACGCCAUUUUACUGAAGUAAAAUUAUGUUAUUUUAGUUUAGUCUUCGAAAAGAACUUUUAAUCUACAAUGGACUUAAAACAGCUUUUGAUCGUCGUUGCUUUCGCUACACUGGUUCGUAGCAUUGAAACUGACGACAUUGAACAUAAGAAAAGAGGCGCUGGGAAGACGACCGGAGUGAACACCAUACCCACUGGAAUACAGAAGCCGGAUUAUACUUAUACUAUUUAUAAUCAAAACCCUAAUACGCAAAGCAGUUCAUCGAGUCAAAGUUACCAUUCUCAAGUACCUAACUCUUUCUAUCCAAACCAAGCCAAUAGCCAGUAUUAUUCUUCCGUUACCUCCAACGAAGGGACUCAUUCACAUCAAGCAAAUGCACCACAACAAGGUUCAGCACAAUUUGUCCCUUUGAACUUCAUUCCAAAUCCAGGUUACCAAGCUAAAUAUCAAAUUGUACCUACCAAGUCAGCUAACGGUAUUCAAUUAGCCCUUGUCCAAUCGUCUUCAGGUUAUUCUCCACAAAAUUUACAUGUAUCCCAACCAGCACACAACAAUCAAUUAGUUAGUUCAGUUUUCCCGAACGUUCAUUUAAACUUCCCCAAUUAUCAGCCAUUGUCGUUAGGAUCGCCUUAUCUAUCUCAAACGCCUACAAUUCUUCUUCCGCAAUUAAACCAUCCGUUUUAUAAUAACUUCCUUUAUUCUAGUCCAGGUCAUAAUAUUUAUUAUCCAACGAAUGCCCAACCUAAAUACAGUUAUACUCAAAAUUCCCCGACAAGCAAUUCAAAUGACUAUGAAAAGUUACAAGGAUCUAUUUCACAAAGUAACUCCAAAGAAAGUAACGAUAUAACCGCACAAAACAGCGAAGCGAUACAUGGUGAUUCUAUAUCCGGUUAUAAAAAUGCGUACACAUCAGGUCGUAGUCAAACGUAUACCAAAUUGACAUAAAUAAUAAUAAAUCUUUAAGCUCUGAAAGCUUCCAUAAUUAAAUGAUAAUUGUUUAAUAUUAGCUAUUGUUAUUAUUUAUAGUUAUACUAAUUGUAACCGAGACUAAAUC